AUGAAUACAUUUCAGAGUUAAAGAUAACCCUAAACUUAAUAGCUAAGCAGUUUUGGCAUGUAUAACUACUAAAGCUAACUUUAGUAGGGUGUUUAAAGGAUGGGUACAGGUUAAUUUGAAUAAAAGUAGUAGCCAUAUUAAAAUUAAGAUAUGAAUUUACUGAGGACAAUGCCUCCUUCAAAUCCAUCAAGCUCAUAAUUUGUUAGCUAUAAUUCUUAAUCGAGCAUUUAGGGAAAUAAGAAUUUUUAAAUGAAUUUAAAUUCAAGUCCUUUUCAAGGGAAUGCAACUCCAAAAGCAAACAUGUAACCUACUAAUUUAAAUUUAUCAAAUAAUCCCUCAUAAGGAUACACAAAUACUCCAAAGAAUAAUAAUUUUGGUGCUAUGCCCUAAGUUUUCAGCAACACUAGCAUUUAAAUGAAUACACCAUUAAAUCGCUAGCCUAUUCAACAAUAAUAAAGUCAAUAUGCUUAGAACGUAGCACCACCUUAGAUGUAUUAACCCUCUAAUUUUUCGAGUUCACUUCAGAGAGAUAAUAACUUUAAUUAAAAUGUUGCAAUUAAUAUUUAGAAUUCUACACCAUCUCAUUUUUAGAGAAACAUGAUUUAAAAUCAACCUUAAGCUACACCUUUUUCUACUUCUCUCUAUCCUCAAUAAAACUCUUAACUCAGCAAAUUCAAUAGUAAUAGUAUUAAAGAUAUUCCUCAAAACGGAAUUUAACAAAAGAAGAUACAACCUAUAAUCACUGUAAAUAAUAAAUAGCAAAGAAGUCAUUCUAGAGAAAAUGAUUCUGUAAGGUUUAGCGAAAACACUAAACAUUAAGAUUUAGAUGAUAUUGAAGUAGUUAAUAGCCCUUAAUAUUUCAAUACCGGUUCCUUUUAAGCUGCUAAUACGCAAUUAUCAAUGUUCCGUAAAGCACAGUAACGCAAUUUAUCAGAAGGAGCUAAUAACAAUUUAAACUCUCCUGAUGUUUCUAUGCUUUCCAGUAAGCUGAGAAGACAAAAAUCUUUUUACAAAUAUAACAAAGAUAUGUUACCCGACGCUAUUGAUUCUAAAACUCUAAACUAUUAAUUCAUUAAUAAAAUAGGUGAUAAAGAUGAGCAAACUUAAACUAUUUUUGGAUAAAACAAUGAAAAAAGAUGGAUUUCCAAAAGGCCAAAACCAAAAUAGGUAAAAAAGCUUGAAAAUCUUCUUUAGUUAAUUGAAACGAAGUAUGGAAUAUCAUAAAAAGAAGGGUGUAUAAAUAUUUUAACUCGAUAUACAAAUCCAAGUGAUUUGAAAUACAAUUUAUCUGAAAGAAUGAAAGCAUAAAUUAAGCUAAUUAAAGAACUAGAAUUAGCUGUAAACGAAACAUCUCUGACAUUCUCAAAUUAGAUGCUUGAAAUGAUCGAAAGCUAAAAAACUAAGAAAGAAAAAAUAAGAAAACUAGCAAUUGAUGGAAGAAUUGACUUAGAUUUAGAAGGACAAUUAAAAGAAAUUCAUUUAAAUUAACUUGAAAAUUUAUGCAAGCUAUAAUUAAUUGAAUACAAAUAUGAUUGCAUUGAAUUUAAUGGAGCUAAAUAGACAGAGGAAGAAGAAUAGCUCAAAACUCAAGAAUCCUAAUUAUCUUACUAAAAAAAGAUUACAAGUGAAUUGUUACUACGAAGACUAGCUGAUGCGAUGGAUCUAUGCGAAACAGCAAGAUCUAUUAUAUCUCAGGUAUAAGACAAGGACAUAGAUAAAACCUUUAUCAGAUAAAGUACUAUCUCUCAAGUAUAAAAGAAUUAACAAGAUAAUUUAAAAUCACAGUUAGUUAUAGAUAUACCUCUUGAUUAGGUUUUGAAAGAUGCAGUCCAUCUUAUGUCUUAAUCUAUACCAAAUUUUAGGAAGGCAUGGGAUAUCCUUUGUCUAGAUGAGUAAGAUACCUAAAACUUAUUGAUUGACAUACAGACAGGACUAUUUAACUUAAAGCAGUGCGUUAUCUAUAAAUAAAUUAAAUACGAACCUCUUAAAAAAAUAAUGCUAAAAUACUUGUGUGUAGUAUUUUUAGACAUAAGACUUCCAAUGCGCAAGAACAACGAAUAUAAUAUUUAGGUUUUUGACAGCUUUAUAAAAGUGUUGCAGGAUAUGUAAGAAGAUAUUACAUUCUACUUAAAUUUAAUUGAAAGAACAACUAAAGGCGAAUAGAAUUAUUAUUACAGUUAUACUGUCAAUGAAGAAUUGACAAAGUAGAGAUAAUUUUUAGAAUUCCUUCAAAACUACAGUAAAAACAGCAUAGAAAGUAUGCAAGAGCUAAAAAAGUAGCUUUCUGAAACUGUUCAUCCCAUGGAUAUAAUGAGCAAGCACAAGUCUACCAUCGACUCAAUGAAUCAUCCAAAUAUAAGUCAAAAAGAAAUUGAGUACAUUUUUGAACUAUAUAAGAGUUCAAUAGAUCUUCAAUAACAAGUUGAGUAGAGCUUACUCUAAAUUGAUUAAAAUAAAAUUAAGUAAAUAUGCUCAGAGCUAGAUUUACCUUAUGAUCACUUUUUGACAGUAUUAAGUGAUCAAAUUUAGAAAGAAAUAAACUCUUCAAAGCAGAGUUUGAAAUCAAUCGAGUCUUAUGUUUUGAAGUAUAGGUAUGUAGAGUCUGAUGUAGAUGAAUCAAUCAAAAUGCUCUAAAACUAAGGAUUGAAUCUCUAAAAGUAAUGGGAAUAUGUAGAUGAAGGCAAGUCUAAACUCCAAUUAGAAGAUUUAGAAGCUUUCUACAAAUAACUUAAGGAAACUCUAGAAAGUAUAGGAGCACAUAUUUAUGAUUCUUAAGUAAGGUGUAAUAUGAGUUCUAUGAACUUCAAAAAAGCUAAAAAGAUUUACAUUUCUUUAAAAGCAAUCCAUAAAAAAGUAUUGAGAAACUUGUUUUUACAAAAAGAGAUUCAUUUGAUUGACUUAAAGGCUUUUUAAAGUUUAGUCAGCAGCUUGGAUUUAACUGAUACUAAAAGCGAAGCAGAGUUCAAAAAAUUUUGCAAUAUGAUUUAAGGAAUACAAACAAUGGUUUCCAUCGAUUAGGAUAGCCAAGAUUUUAAAUAAAUUUUAGAUGCUAAUUAAGGAUUCUUUUAGUUGGUUGAUCUUUACAUGAAAAAACACGAGACAUUUAAGAAUGCUUAUGAAAAGGUAUAAGACUUAGCAAAACUGGGAUCAGAGUAUGGCUUUGAGUCGUUUAAUGAAACAUUGCGUUCUAUCUGUAUGAGUGAUAGAAAUCUUCAAAAAUCAAUCAAUAUUAUUACUUCUUUCUCUUAAGAAUUUCAUAAAAGAUGUAUUGAAUAAAUAAAUAAGAAAGCUAUUGAGCAAAAUAUAACACAAAAGAAUUAGUUGAUUGAUCAAUUAACUAUAUACAAAAACGACAUAUAUGCUCGUAUUGAAAAGUUCUAUCUUUUUAUCUUCGAAACAGAGCAAACAUUUGAAAUAGUUGGAGGCAUUGAAAAUGUGUAUUAAACAAAUAAAAUAGAUUUCUAAAAAUUUUAAGAUUAGAUCAAGACACUUCAACGUAAGUUUAAGAAUUAGCCACUACAUUUCCAACUAUUAGAUGGUUAUCAUUUGGAAGCUUAGCAAAAUAUUCUUCUCACAAAAUAUUUUAUUGGGCUUAAUAAUUUUUUGAUAAAUUAGUCAAAUAAUUUGAUUAAAACUAUAAUGCCAAACAUGAAAUAAUCUAAAUAUAACAACAGUGAUGAUUUUGUGUCUUAAAUUUAAUCUCUCUAUACAUAUAACGCAGAAAGUAAAAUAGAAAUAUAUCUUAAAAAGAGAAAGAACAUAAAUAUAGAGAUAUAUCACCGCUUUGAGACUAUAGCACGCAGCUUUUAUUCAUUUUUUGAGUAUGCUCUCGAAUGCAACCGCAUCCGCUUAGCCUUUACGGAGUGCUUUGAAAACUGUAAGGGAAUAAUUGAUCUAGGAGAUUAAAAUUUCAUAUAAAAUGUUAACUAAUGUUUGGAUCUUUCUACUAAUUUCGACAAACGUAUGGAAACGUUUAUAACUGAAAUGAAAAAUUCUAAAUUAAAUUCCUUCUACCUUUUCUCAAACAGAAUAAUUGAAAAACUUAAAAAUCUAGUCACUAUAUCUCUGCAAAAAAUUGAUAUAAAAUUCUUAGCCAAAUUACAAACAAUAAUUCAAGGUGAUAAAUACAAAGAAUGUCACAUGAAUUACACAACAGCUUAUCAAGAAGUAAAGUCUUAUAUACAAAAAUAGCAGAGGAAAAAACAAAUAAAAGAAUUUUUGGAUGAUCUUCAUUCUGUUUAUUUGCCUAAAGUGCGCAUGAGUCUCGCUAAUUCCUUAAUAAAUAGAGAGAACUUCUACUAAUUUUUACCUGAGCUAAAGAACACCGAAAUGUUUAAAGAGAUUAAAUUUAUUAAUGACAAUUUUUAGCUACAUAAACAUAAAAACUGCGAAGCUUUCUUUAACUCAUUAUAUGACGUUGUCCAUUUAUAUGUCUAAUAAAAGUUAAAUUUGAGAGAGCAAAAAGAUUUAAUUGGUAAGGUUAGUGAUCUAUUUUAAAAGCACAACUAAAAUUUCUAGAUGAAUUUAUAGCGUGAACUUUCUAAUCUAUUCCAAACUAUAAUUAGAGAUGAUUAUGAUUUAUCCAGAAAUUUUAAAAACUGA
This is a messenger RNA of Tetrahymena thermophila SB210, 4602 nucleotides long. RefSeq lists its product as hypothetical. NCBI's taxonomy places the organism in Eukaryota, Ciliophora, Oligohymenophorea, Hymenostomatida, Tetrahymenidae. The record is from RefSeq and is a predicted model, not a curated record. The transcript has 3 exons.